CACCUCUAAAAUGACGUGCGUUGCAACGAUUUUUACAAGUCCAGAUAAAUACGGACAGGUGUGUUUCAUUAACAAAGGAUGAUGGGUUGGCAGUUUUGACUCAUCGUCUGCUUCUGUCUGUCCUCUGCUGUCGAAAGAAAACGCGGUGCAGCAUCAAAUCGGCAGCUGUCGCUGUGGUUGCUCAUAUUUAGAAUUGAGCAGUACUUUACAUCACCUUUUUCAAGAACCCCGGAAAAGAUAUUUAUUGGAUUAAAUGGAAAUUUGAAUCAGACGGUCGUUUUCUUCCUAUUUUAUCAAAAUGGAAACCACUAAUGGAAAUGACAUCCUAAGAAGAUCUCGUCGCCUUCGAAAUGUUGUCCCAGAGCUUCAUGGCUUGGUGGGACCAGAACGAACCCCUCCAAAGAAAAAAGUUGACAACAAUAAUGUGAAAAAGGACCUCUAUUCUUCAUCUGAUGAUGAUGAAGAUAGCACUGAUAAAGACACGUCUGAAACUGAGAAUUCUGACGAUGGACUCAAAGACUUUAAUGGCAUCAAUGAUUUUUUUCCCUCUGAUGGAAGAGAAAAGCAGACUAGGCAGUUCACCAAUCCUUCAAAAAUUGGUCUGUCCAGGUUGAGAGUUAAGGCAACUCCAUUAGAGCCAUUUACGCAAAAUAGGAAGCAGAGUAGCAGUUCUAUUGUUUCUCGGAGGAAAGUGGCUUUUGAAAACUUGUCAGGUGUAAAGGAGCCACAGUGUACAAGGUCCUCCAAUAUUCCACUAAAUGGUGUGAGGCUUCCUACCUCACAAGUUCAAUCUACAGCAAGUGGUGGAGUAAUUAAUUUGUUUUCUAGAGUUUGUCCCUUUAUCUUUGUUAGUCUUAUUAUUAUUUUUUAUUUUUGUUGUUGUUCUUAUAUGACUGAAACUAAGACCGGAUGUAACAGUUCAGAACUGAAGCAAAAAUUUCCUAGGCAAACUCCAAAACUAUGGAAUUACGUAGAGUCAAGCAGGUCUAAUUUUAAACCUUUUGUGCUGCUUCUUCUCCACGACAGUCAUGAAGAUGUAGCUAGUUGCCUAGCAAAGCAGAUUGCUCAAGAUGUAGCUUGCCAUAGGACCCAAAAUUUUAGUGAGCCAAAGAUUCUUAAUGGACGCAAUGGACGCAAUGGUUUAAACCGUAACAUUCUCAUGUCAAUCAGACAAGAGCUAGAAUAUAGUAAGUCAUUGGUUGUUUUGAAUGUGGAAGAUAUGGAUCCUGGUGUUGCUGGCUUCUUCCAUUAUAUCCUUGAUGUAGAGGAUCCUUGGGUGCAUGGUGGGGUGUAUGUCCUAACACUGAAUAUCCCCAAUAUUAAUUCAAAUUCAAUUAAUGCUUAUGCUUCUGUUCGGAAAUUUCUUAUGGAGAAGUGGGCAAAGCAUAUUGAAGAAGACAAUAUAGAUCCACUCAUUACUAGGUUUGGUAAUCAAGAAUAUGUGGUGAAAGAGGAUAGUAACCCUUGUCAUUAGAGUUACACUUCUGUAUCAUAGUUCAUAAUUUUCUCCACGUACUUCUAGCAUUAUAUGUGCUGUUACGCUGUUUAUUUUUUCCCCUUGUUUCUGUUGUUUUUUGUCUCUUGCGUUUUGCUUGAGAAACUGUUAAAUGUUAUAAUUUGUAAAUAAAAAAAUAUUUUGUUUUACAAUUUAA
This is a messenger RNA of Frankliniella occidentalis (western flower thrips), 1652 nucleotides long. RefSeq lists its product as uncharacterized. Gene Ontology annotation, biological process: membrane organization. Gene Ontology annotation, cellular component: membrane. The transcript has 3 exons. Lineage: Eukaryota; Metazoa; Arthropoda; Insecta; Thysanoptera; Thripidae. The record is from RefSeq and is a predicted model, not a curated record. Gene Ontology annotation, molecular function: ATPase activator activity. Bases 299 to 1474 code for a protein of 391 amino acids.